AUGGCGGCAUCCUUAUUUGCCCUCCGCGGCGGACGUCAACUGGCACUCCGCUCGCGCGUGCGCCUCCCCACCCCUAGAGCUUGGGCCUUACCAUUGAAUGCCCGCAGGCCUCUGCACACCUCUCAACCGGCCACUCGUCGGGGUGUGUAUACCAGCUCGAUCAGCGACCAUGGCGAUCCUCACCCCCAGGAUAUCUUCCAGCCCCUCGACACCUUCCCCCGCCGCCACAUUGGUCCUUCCCCGGACGCUGCCUCCGAGAUGCUCGCAGUGCUGGACCCACCUGUGGCCUCUCUGGAUGACUUCGUGAAGCAGGUUCUUCCCGAGGACAUUCUCUCCAAGAAGAACCUCCAUGUCACCGAGCCCAAUGCCGAUAUCAACCUGUACCGCUCUAGUGUGCAGGGCGGACUCGGAGAAACUGACAUGCUGAAGCUGUUGGACACCUACCGGAAGAACAUCGAUAUCUCCGGAAAGACUUAUAUUGGAACCGGAUACUACCCCACCAUUGUGCCCCCCGUCAUUCAGCGCAAUGUCCUCGAGAACCCCGCCUGGUACACCAGCUACACACCCUACCAGCCCGAGAUCAGUCAGGGUCGUUUGGAGUCUUUGCUGAACUUCCAGACCUUGACCGCUGACCUGACCGGUCUGCCUUUCGCCAAUGCCUCCGUUUUGGACGAGGCAACUGCCGCUGCCGAGGCCAUGACCAUGUCUUUCGCUACUAUGCCCGCUUCCAAGCAGAAGAAGGCCGAGAAGUCCUUCGUGGUGUCUCACCUGGUCCACCCCCAGACCCUCGCCGUGAUGCAGUCCCGCGCCGAAGGAUUCGGAAUUAACCUUGUGGUCGGCGAUAUUCUAGCCGACGAUUUCAAGAUCGUCAAGGAUCAGAAGGAUCACCUCAUUGGUGUCCUAGCCCAAUACCCCGAUACCGAGGGUGGUAUCUUCGACUUCCAGUCUCUUAGCGAUGCCAUCCACGGACAGGGUGGUACUUUCAGUGUGGCCACUGAUCUGCUUGCUCUUACCGUGCUCAAGGCUCCCGGCGAAUUUGGCGCCGAUAUUGCCUUUGGUACUGCUCAGCGUCUUGGUGUCCCCAUGGGCUUCGGUGGACCUCACGCUGCAUUCUUUGCCUGCGCUGACAAGUACAAGCGCAAGGUUCCCGGCCGUGUCGUCGGUGUUUCCAAGGACCGCCUUGGCAACCGCGCUCUGCGUCUGGCUUUGCAAACUCGCGAGCAGCACAUUCGCCGCGAGAAGGCCACUAGCAACAUUUGCACUGCCCAGGCCUUGCUUGCUAACAUGACUGCCAUGUACGCUAUCUACCACGGUCCCGUUGGACUCAAGUCCAUUGCUCAGCGCAUCAUGUCCAUGACCUCGUUGCUUCGCGAGAAGCUCGUUGGCCUUGGAUACGAGGUCCCUGUGCGCACCAACUCCGCUGAUGGCGGUGCCGUCUUCGACACCCUUGCCGUUGAGCUGCCCACCGCUGCCGAGGCUGACGCCCUUGUGGCCAAGGCGCUGGAAGCCAAUGUUUUCCUCCGCCGUCUCGGAGGCAGCAAGGUUGGUCUCUCUCUGGAUGAGACUGUUGGUCGCGAUGAGGUCAAGGGAAUCUUGGAUGUCUUCGCCGCUUACAAGAAGGCCUCUCCUGUUGAGGUUGAUGGCACCCUUGGUGUCACUGCUGUUCCCGCCAGCCUCGAGCGCACAUCUUCCUACCUGACCCACCCAGUAUUCAACACCUACCACUCCGAGACCGAGAUGCUGCGCUACAUCCACCACCUCGAGUCCAAGGAUCUUUCCUUGGUUCACUCCAUGAUUCCUCUGGGAUCCUGCACCAUGAAGCUCAACGCCACCAGCGAGAUGCUUCCUGUCUCCUGGCCCGAGUUCUCCCAGAUCCACCCCUUCAUGCCCGCGAAGCAGGCCAAGGGUUACAUUCAGAUGAUUGACGACCUCGAGCAGCAGCUGGCUGAUAUCACCGGUAUGCACUCAGUUACAGUGCAGCCCAACUCCGGUGCCCAGGGUGAGUUCGCUGGUCUCCGUGUCAUCAAGAAGUACUUCGAGGGCAAGGGUGAUGCCAAGCGCAACCUGUGCUUGAUCCCUGUCUCUGCCCACGGUACCAACCCUGCCAGCGCUGCCAUGGCCGGUAUGCGUGUCGUUACCGUCAAGUGUGACAUGAAGACUGGUAACCUCGAUCUCGAGGAUCUCAAGGCCAAGUGCGAGAAGCACAAGGAUGAGCUUGCUGCUUUCAUGAUUACCUACCCCAGCACAUUCGGUGUCUUCGAACCCGGUGCCAAGCAGGCCUGUGACUUGGUCCACCAGCACGGUGGCCAGGUCUACAUGGACGGUGCUAACAUGAACGCCCAAAUUGGCCUCUGCUCUCCCGGUGAGAUUGGCGCCGAUGUCUGCCACCUGAACCUUCACAAGACCUUCUGCAUUCCUCACGGCGGUGGUGGUCCCGGAGUCGGCCCUAUCGGCGUUGCCUCCCACCUGACCCCCUACCUCCCCUCCCACCCAACCAGCGAGUACCUUCAGGCCAAGCGCGGCGACAACAACUCGCCCCCUAUCUCCGCCGCCCCCUGGGGAAGUGCCAGCAUCCUCCCCAUCACCUUCAACUACAUCAACAUGAUGGGCGACCGUGGCCUGACCCACGCUACCAAGAUCACCCUCCUCAACGCCAACUACAUCCUCUCCCGCCUCAAGCCCCACUACCCCAUCCUCUACACCAACGACCACGGCCGCUGCGCCCACGAGUUCAUCCUCGACGUGCGCGGCUUCAAGGAGACCUGCGGUGUCGAAGCCAUCGACAUCGCCAAGCGUCUCCAGGACUACGGCUUCCACGCUCCAACCAUGUCCUGGCCCGUCUCGAACACACUCAUGAUCGAGCCCACCGAGUCCGAAAGCAAGGCCGAGCUGGACCGCUUCUGCGACGCCCUCAUCUCCAUCCGCCAGGAAAUCGCCCAAGUCGAGUCCGGUGCCCAGCCCCGUGAUGGAAACGUCCUCAAGAUGUCCCCCCACACCCAGCGCGAUCUUCUCGUCGCCAAAUGGGACCGCCCUUACACCCGUGAGCAGGCGGCGUACCCCAUUCCCUUGCUUCUGGAGAAGAAGUUCUGGCCCAGCGUCACUCGUGUGGAUGAUGCUUACGGUGACCAGAACCUUUUCUGCACGUGUGGACCCGUUGAGGACUCGGAGUAG
This is a messenger RNA of Penicillium olsonii, 3171 nucleotides long. NCBI's taxonomy places the organism in Eukaryota, Fungi, Ascomycota, Eurotiomycetes, Eurotiales, Aspergillaceae. The record is from the annotation of a GenBank genome assembly.